AUGUCCAUCAUUUUCUCCUCCUCUUUCCUCCCUCCUCGUCCCCCCCAGAGGAAGCGCGAGAGCAGCACCCACGUGCCCAACGACAGCGAGGGCGACUCCGCCCGGGGCCGGGGUGGGGGCGGCGCCAGGGGGUACUCGGGCCUGAGGGAGGAGCACGUGGUCAAGGCCAGCGCCCUGCUGCACCUCUACUGCGCCCUCAUGGGCAUCGCUGGGCUCAGGCCUACAGAUGAGGAGGCAGAGCAGCUCCUCCAGCUGAUGACGAGUCGUCCUCCCGCCACCCCCGCUGGCGUGCGCUUAGUCUCACUGGCCUUCUGCAAGUUACUGGCCUUCCCCACUCUAGUCAGCACCCCGGAGCAGGUGCAGCUGAUGGUGAUGUGGCUCAGCUGGAUGAUCAAAGAGGAGGACUACUUUGAAAGUGCUGCUGGAGUGUCUGCCUCCUUUGGAGAGAUGCUGUUGCUGGUCGCCAUGUAUUCCCACAGCAACCAGUUGAGUGCCAUCAUUGAGCUGGUGUGUUCUACACUGGGAAUGAAGAUUGCCAUUAAGCCAAGCUCUCUGAGCAAGAUGAAGACCAUUUUCACCCAGGAGAUCUUCACUGAACAGGUGGUCACUGCCCAUGCAGUCCGGGUGCCUGUCACCAACAACCUGAGUGCCAACAUUACAGGCUUCCUGCCUGUCCACUGCAUCUACCAGCUGCUGAGGAGCCGGGCCUUCACCAAACACAAGGUCUCCAUCAAGGACUGCAUCUUCAGACAGCUGUGUGAGAGCUCCACCCCUCUGCACACUCAGCUCCUCCCACUCAUUGACGUCUACAUCAACUCCAUUCUCACGCCCGCCUCCAAGGCCAACCCAGAGGCCACCAACCAGCCAAUCACAGAACAGGAGAUCCUCAACGUCUUCCAGGGAGUAACUGGGCUGCUGUAUCACCUCAACGUCAUUCUAUUGGUUAUUUUGCAGAAAAUGUAUCUCUUCAUCUACGCUUUCUGCGAGUGUCCUCCACUCAUGGACAUCACCCUGCACAACGGCUACCUGCUGGCCUCCAAGGCCUACCUGAACGCCCACCUGAAGGAGAUGGCGGAUAUGGAGCGGCAGACGCAGACCAUCUCCAACCUGGGCCUGAGCGGCCAACAAGCCGACACGCCCGAGGUCACCCGCGAGGAGCUGAAGAACGCCCUCCUCUCCGCACAGGACAGUGCCGCAGUGCAGAUCCUGCUGGAGGUGUGUCUUCCCACUGCGGGGGAGGAGCAAGGACCGGGGAGCGGGGGUGACAGCCUGCUCCACCGAAUGAGGGGCAACAAAGCCAAGUCCUCCGGCGAUGUGACUGCUGCGAUGGAGGAGGAAGAGGAGGAGGAGGAAGAGGGUGGCUUGCUUAGCAACCUGAGGGAGGUGCAGUGUCUCAUCUGCUGCCUGCUGCAUCAGAUGUUUAUCGCGUACCCCAACAUCGCUAAGCUGGUGCACUUCCAGGGUUACCCCCAGGCACUUCUGCCACUCACCGUAGCGGGAAUUCCCUCCAUUCACAUCUGCCUGGACUUCAUCCCAGAGCUGCUGGCCCAGCCUCAGCUGGAGAAACAGAUCUUUGCCAUUCAACUGCUGUCUCAUCUGUGCACCCAGUACGCCUUGCCCAAGUCCCUGAGCGUGGCACGCCUGGCUGUCAGUGUCAUGGGCACACUCCUCACAGCCAGCGCUGUCGACCCGGACCCCACAGCCACCACUGCCGACCCGGACCCCGCUGCCACCUCUGCCGACCCGGACCGCGCAGCUGACCCGGACCCUGCUACCACAGCUGCCGACCAAGAUCCUACAGCAUCCGUUUCCGAUGCAGGUGUGGAUGGUUACACCCAUGUGAUCAUACUCAUGCAGCACCUAAAGGCUGUGGCACUGUCACUGCAAGGCCAGUUGUGGGUGCAGAGUGAUCUUAGUUCAUGUCAUCCAGGGCUGCAGUAUCUGAAGGAGAAACCCCAGGAUGCUGUGUCCAUACUGGGCCUGUCCAAACACACCUCGCCCAAGAGAGCUUCCUUCGCCCUGUGGGGAACCGACCCCGACGUCCAGCUUUGCUACCAGAUAGAGACGACCUUCAUGGACAUCAUCCAGGCCAGCGUGCAGACAGACCAGUGAUGGUGAUGGUGAGAGCCAGAACCGUGGCCAUGACAACCAGAGCAGUCACCGUGACAACCAGACCUGAGACUGUGAAAACCAGAGGAGUGACCCUGACAAACCAAAGCAGAGACCUUGACAAACCAGAGGAGCAGAGACAAGGAAUGAUCUUUUUGUAAACUGUGUGUUUGUGUGUGUCAUGAAUUCAUCGCCCAGUUCCUCGUGAAUGGUAGCAAU
This is a messenger RNA of Clupea harengus (Atlantic herring), 2328 nucleotides long. RefSeq names its product integrator complex subunit 2 (gene ints2). Lineage: Eukaryota; Metazoa; Chordata; Actinopteri; Clupeiformes; Clupeidae. Gene Ontology annotation, biological process: snRNA 3'-end processing. Gene Ontology annotation, cellular component: integrator complex. The record is from RefSeq and is a predicted model, not a curated record.